GUUGCUAUGACGAUGCUGGCAAUGGCGCGAGGUUCUGAGGAUAGGAGAGAGGACGAAGCUGAAGCGGAGGCGGAGGCGAACGGCGAGGUGGACGUCGUCGGCGUUGAAGAGGCCGCGCCGGUCGACCUCACGAGGCGACUCGGGCUGACGAGGCCGCCUGACCGUCCCGCUAUUGCGUUUUCGGUUGAAAAUAUUCUAGACCCUACCAAGUUCACUGGUCGAUCGGAAGUCCCGCUUCGGUAUGACGAGACGUACUGGAGGCCGCAUUAUGAUAGAGAUGACAGCGAUUCCGUCAAAGAUCACCUUCAGCACUCGGACCUCGAAGCUGAUGACGUGGAAACAGACGACCAGACAUCUAACAUGGAUGACGACAUUUUAACACAAUCCGACCUUGACGAAAAUGGGGAUCCAAAGAGCCCAACGAGUUCCAGUUCGAAGAAGUGUAAGAAUGGUUCCUCUAGGGACUCUAAAGGGGGGACAAAGCCACGGAGAGCUAGAACGGCAUUUACAUAUGAACAGCUAGUCUCUUUGGAGAAUAAAUUUAAGACGACAAGAUAUUUAUCUGUGUGUGAACGGCUCAACUUGGCGCUAAGUCUCAGUUUGACGGAAACUCAGGUCAAAAUUUGGUUUCAAAACCGUCGAACAAAGUGGAAAAAGCAAAACCCUGGGAUGGAUGUGAAUAGUCCCACCGUACCCCCACCUCCAGCGGGGGCUUUUCCUUCUGGCCCUUAUCCCGGAGGCCUCCUCUACUCACACGGUGUACCCUAUCCAUUCACCGGUCCAGGACCCUAUGCGCCGUACUUCCACCAUUUAGCCACAAACCAUCACCACAGCCACGGGUCCUUAGGUCACUCCCACACGUGAUUAUGGCAACGACCAGGGUCACAAGACCCAAGGGUCGACACGGACA
Molecule: messenger RNA, 910 nt
Organism: Vanessa atalanta (red admiral)
Lineage: Eukaryota; Metazoa; Arthropoda; Insecta; Lepidoptera; Nymphalidae
Gene: slou
Product: homeobox protein slou
Exons: 3
Coding region: 7-864 (285 amino acids)
Biological process (GO): cell differentiation; regulation of transcription by RNA polymerase II
Cellular component (GO): nucleus
Molecular function (GO): DNA-binding transcription factor activity, RNA polymerase II-specific; RNA polymerase II cis-regulatory region sequence-specific DNA binding
Source: RefSeq, a predicted model, not a curated record